CAAGGUGAUGCCAGCUUGAUCCAGCGCCAUGUCCAGGUACCUGAAGCACUUCACGGUGGUGGGGGAUGACCCCGUGCAGUGGAGCAACGACUAUCAGAAAUGGGAGGAGGAGGAGGGAGCUGGGGAGAACGGGGAGAAGCAGCCAGAUUCGGAGAUCAAGCUGGAGCCCACCAGGAGCCACGUCACCUUCCAGGACAUGAUGAAAAAGCUCUUCAGCUCCCACAGGUUUCAGAUCCUGGUUGUCUGCUUGGUCAUCCUGGAUGCCUUAUUGGUCCUCGGGGAAUUGCUUAUGGACUUGAAAAUCAUCCACCCGGACAAAUAUAAUAUAACUCCAAAGGUUUUCCACUACCUCUCCCUUUCCAUUUUAACCAUUUUCCUGGUUGAGGUGGGAUUUAAAGUCUUUGUCUACCGCCGGGAGUUCUUCCGCCACAAGUUCGAAGUGCUGGACGGGAUCGUCGUCAUCGUGUCGUUCAUCCUCGAUGUCAUCCUCAUCUUCAGGGAGCACGAGUUUGAAGCCGUCGGGCUCCUGAUACUCCUGCGGCUGUGGCGGGUGGCCAGGAUUAUCAACGGCAUCAUUUUAUCGGUGAAGACGCGCUCUGAACAACAAGUGGCCAAGCUAAAGCAAGCGAAUGUGAAACUUGCAACGAAGGUCGAACAACUGGAACACAGCUGUGCAGAGAAGGAGCAAGAAAUCGAGAGGCUUAACAAGAUCUUAAAACAGCACGGGCUCAUCAGCGAACACAAAUAG
Messenger RNA from Apaloderma vittatum (bar-tailed trogon), 748 nucleotides. It is a transcript of the gene HVCN1, whose product is annotated as hydrogen voltage-gated channel 1. The record is from RefSeq and is a predicted model, not a curated record. Lineage: Eukaryota; Metazoa; Chordata; Aves; Trogoniformes; Trogonidae. The coding region runs from base 29 to 748 and encodes 239 amino acids. Gene Ontology annotation, molecular function: voltage-gated proton channel activity. Gene Ontology annotation, biological process: proton transmembrane transport. Gene Ontology annotation, cellular component: plasma membrane. The transcript has 5 exons.